Molecule: messenger RNA, 1605 nt
Organism: Penicillium verhagenii
Lineage: Eukaryota; Fungi; Ascomycota; Eurotiomycetes; Eurotiales; Aspergillaceae
Exons: 5
Coding region: 1-1605 (534 amino acids)
Cellular component (GO): membrane
Source: RefSeq, a predicted model, not a curated record
AUGACCAGCACUUCUCUUCAUACCACUGCCCGGGUCAUCUCCGUGAUUGCGGGCACCCUGGUCGCCUUAUCCUGCGGAACGAAUUAUGCAUACUCAGCAUGGGCACCACAAUUCGCACACCAAUUGAAGCUUUCUUCGACAGAGGGUAACCUUAUCGGUGUAGCAGGAAACCUGGGCAUGUAUGCCAUGGGUAUUCCUAUGGGCUUAUUGACUGAUGCAAAGGGACCUCGUCUCAUCACUUUGAUUGGUUCAGUGUGCUUGGGUCUUGGAUACUACCCGAUCUAUCUGGCCUAUCAACACGGAGAAGGAUCGUGCCCAAUCGUUUUCUUGUGCUUUUUCGCUUUUCUGACUGGUACCGGUGGUUGCUCGGCCUUUGGCGCUGCUAUCAAAGUCGCGGCAUCCAACUUUGGUGAGAACCGUGGCACUGCCACGGCGUUCCCGCUGGCUGCUUUCGGUCUUAGUGCUUUAUUCUGGUCCAAUGUCUCGACUCUUAUCUUCAAGGAUGACACCGGUCGCUUCUUGUUGCUUCUCGCCUGCGGAACCACUAUCCUCUCCUUAAUCUCUAUCCCAUUCCUGCGAAUCUUCCCCAACGCCCAACACGAGCCUUAUACUUCAGUGCCUCACAAUGAGGGAGCCCCUGAGUCGCAACGGAUGCGCCCACCAAGCACAUUCGGAGACCACCCCGAUGAUAUCCACGACUCUACUGGCUACGACCACGAGAACUCGGCUCACGCACGCAGUCAUUCCGUCGUUUCGACCCACCGUAGUGGUGCGUACAACCACGACCAGGACGAGAGCUCAUCGUUGGUGUCCAAGCCUGAUGGCCGGCCAUCAUUCGAUACACUAGACGAUGACUACUUGGCCAACAUCGCCGUGGAAUCUCACCACACCGAUAUCCGCGGCCUGGCCAUGCUUAAGCACGUCGAAUUCUGGCAACUAUUCUUGACCAUGGCGCUUCUGUCCGGUAUCGGCUUGAUGACCAUCAACAACAUUGGAAACAGUGCGAAGGCUCUAUGGCUCUACUAUGACGAUAGCGCCACGCCGAAGUUCAUCCAGCAGCGCCAGGUCAUGCAUGUUUCUAUCCUGUCCUUCGGUAACUUCCUUGGUCGCCUUCUUAGCGGCAUCGGUUCCGAUAUUCUCGUUAAGAAACUCAACAUGUCUCGCUUCUGGUGUCUCUUCACCUCUGCGCUUGUCUUCACCCUCACUCAACUCGCCGGUGCUUCCAUCUCCAACCCAAACACCCUCGUCGUCGUCUCCGCCCUAACCGGCGUUGCUUACGGCUUCUUGUUCGGUGUUUUCCCUUCCCUCGUCGCUCACACCUUUGGAAUUGGCGGCCUCUCCCAGAACUGGGGAACCAUGACUCUUGCCCCCGUUUUCAGCGGCAACGUAUUCAACCUUGUCUACGGCACAGUAUACGACCGCCACUCCGUCAUUGGUCAUGAGGGUGACAGCGAAUGUCCCGAUGGACUAGUCUGCUACCGCUCCGCCUAUUAUAUGACAUUCUUUUCCGGCCUUUGCGGAAUCGUCGUCUGUUUGUGGAGUAUUUGGCGCGAGUCGCAGAUCCACAAGACCAUGCGCAGGAAGGCCGACAGCCGCAUUGCAUAG